Colletotrichum orchidophilum is the source of this 723-nucleotide messenger RNA. Its product is annotated as RNA cap guanine-N2 methyltransferase. Gene Ontology annotation, biological process: 7-methylguanosine cap hypermethylation; 7-methylguanosine RNA capping. Gene Ontology annotation, molecular function: RNA cap trimethylguanosine synthase activity. The record is from RefSeq and is a predicted model, not a curated record. The transcript is spliced from 2 exons. The coding region runs from base 1 to 723 and encodes 240 amino acids. Lineage: Eukaryota; Fungi; Ascomycota; Sordariomycetes; Glomerellales; Glomerellaceae. Gene Ontology annotation, cellular component: nucleus.
AUGAAGGCCGCCACCAGACUCCCCCUAACGGAUGAGUGCCAUCACUACAAAUCCAAGGCAGAGCGCUACUCCCUCUUCUCCUGGUACGACGAGGGCGUCCGCCUCACAGACAGCGCCUGGUUCGGUGUGACCCCCGAACCCGUCGCAAACACAGUCGCCAACGAAAUGUACCACACCGACGCCUCCAAAAAAGUCCUCGUCGACAUAUUCGGCGGCGCCGGUGGCAACACCAUUGCUUUCGCCCUAUCGGCCCGCUGGGACCGCGUCAUCUCCAUAGAGCGCGACGCCGCGACCCUGGCGUGCGCCCAGCACAACGCCGAGUUGUACGAGGUCGCCGAGUACAUCACCUGGAUCCACGGGGACUGCUUCGACUACCUCCGGAAGCUGAGAGAUAGUCCCGACGAGUUGAGCGAGGAGUUGAGGGUCGACAUGGCGGAGACGGUGGUCUUUGCGUCGCCGCCUUGGGGUGGGCCCGGGUACCGGACCGCCGAGGUGUUUGAUCUGAGCAAGAUGGAGCCGUAUAACCUGGAGCAGCUACAUGAGGCGUGCAAACCCAUGGAUCACGCGCUGUAUCUCCCUCGAACGAGUGAUCUCAGACAGGUGGCGAAGCUGGCACCGGCGGGGGAGAAGCUCGAGGUUGUACAGUACUGCAUGGAGGGGGCGAGCAAGGCCAUGGUGGCAUUCAUACCAGGAUCAUUAAGUACUGCACAAUCAAAACCUUAA